Messenger RNA from Cimex lectularius (bed bug), 901 nucleotides. Its product is annotated as zinc finger protein 511. The coding region runs from base 32 to 808 and encodes 258 amino acids. Lineage: Eukaryota; Metazoa; Arthropoda; Insecta; Hemiptera; Cimicidae. The record is from RefSeq and is a predicted model, not a curated record. The transcript has 5 exons.
AACAUUGCAUUUAUUCUGAUAGCAGUCUGGAAUGAACGUUCUCAAGUCCACAAACAUGGCAUCCGUCGCGGCUCUCGUCAGCGGAAUCUCCGCUAUUGACUUUAACUUUACAAAGCAAAAAAUGGAUAUUAGUGAAAUCCUCACUUUUCUCAAAAACCAUGGAACAAACAUUCCAAGGAGUGUCGAUGAUCCUUUCUUUGAUGAAGGGAACGAAAUAUGCCGCGUUUACACAAGAGUUGGGAUCGUAGAUGAAGAUGAUGAGUUCUUGUGCCAUGAACAGUUGAAAAUGUUCACAUGUGAAGUUAUCAACUGUUCUGCCAAAUUCGACAACCUCCUCAGCUAUGACAUGCACUACAAUUCUUGUCAUCGGUUCUCUUGUUCGGAAUGCAAAAAACAAUUCAUUUCUCCACACCUCCUUGACUUGCACCUCUCCGAAAUUCACGAUUCGUUUUUCAAAGCUCAAGCUGAGAGAAAACCAAUGUAUGUCUGUUUUGUCGAAUCGUGCAGUGUUGUAAGCAAGGAUGCAAAGGAGCGGAAAAAACACUGCAUAGAAGAGCAUAAAUUCCCACAUGACUUCAAGUUUACAUCAGACCCAAGGACUGCUAAGAAGACGAAGCCCAUGAAGAAAAAGAAGAGUGAGUCGAUGGAAGUGGAAGUGGAAAGUGGCGCCAACCAGAGCCCUCCCAAGCCGGCUCUGCCUUCUUUCACAUUUGGUAAAAGAAGGCCAGCGAAAACGUUCGACAGCCGGAAGCUGAAAGCGGAAACCAACAUUGAAAUGAAAGAACUGUUGGACAACUUGCCAAGUUGACUACUACAUCCUUUCAUUGCAAAUAUUUCAUUUUAAUAUUAGCAAGAUCAAUUUUUUUUUUUUUAAGUAUUACAAAUAAAUAAAAUGACAAAU